Molecule: messenger RNA, 1026 nt
Organism: Symbiodinium necroappetens
Lineage: Eukaryota; Dinophyceae; Suessiales; Symbiodiniaceae
Source: the annotation of a GenBank genome assembly
GUGACACGAGUCCAUUGCAUCCCCAGGGACUGGACACGGCAAGUCCCUGCAGAAGAAUUCUGGACGGAUGCGGGCACAGGAGGACAAGCGGCCAAAUUCUUUGUGUCUUCCUUCACGGAAUCGAAGCUUGGGGCCAUCUUCGAGGUGGCAGCAGGCUCUUCAGCACAUUCACAAACACCCGAGAUGCAUCAGUUCAAAGACUUCACGCACCAGUCUCCGACGGCCGAGACGGCAUUCCAAAGAGGACCCAGCCGAAUGGAGACUUGCGAUCGAUUUAGUGACCUGCGGGAGAAAAUUUUGCAAUCUUCGUGCCGCUUGGAUGGGAUUCUCUUGACAAAGCGCUUCUAUUCUUGUCUCGCACUGGCCGUGCCCACCAUGGAGAGACGAGUGGAUCCUGAAGAUGGUAGAGCACAAACACUCGACGAGAUGCUGCUCAAGUACAAAGGCACCUACAGCAAAGCUGAGAUUGAGGCUUAUUUUCGCUCUGAGUGCAAGCUGGCAAGCGAAGGCAAGCGGACCUCUGCGGUCGCAGCGGCCUUCGCGUCGAAAGACAGCUCGGAGAUCAAUGGCCUGGAGGAGUGGCUUCGUGAAGUCGGAUACGAGCACUCUUUUCAGAAGGUGGCCGACUGGUGUCACGACAAUGGGGCUGUGCUUUUGGAAGAGGUCCAGGAGAAUUGGGAGCAAGUCAUAAGCGACCUGGGAUUGGAACAAGGCUCUUGCGCUGGCGCUCACAAUGAACAGGCUUUCCAAGUGGCCGGGUUGUCGGCAUGGUUAGAAGAAAUUGAACUGGAGGAUUAUUUGGAAGAUGUCUUGGAAUGGUGUCAUCAGCAUGGAGUUCGCGAUCUGAAGGAGAUCCAGACGAGAUGGGAAGAGAUUCUACAAGAGUUAAAAUUCAAAACUGCCAAAGAGCAGUUGCCUGGAAAGCGUGUUUCAGUUCGUGUUCUGAAAGGCAAAUGGCAGGGAAGCUACAUGGCACAGGCUCCGGGGUUUGACAAUCACAGGUAUCCGGCAUCUGCAUACGUCUAG